Dothidotthia symphoricarpi CBS 119687 is the source of this 2268-nucleotide messenger RNA. Its product is annotated as MFS general substrate transporter. The transcript has 8 exons. Gene Ontology annotation, molecular function: transmembrane transporter activity. The record is from RefSeq and is a predicted model, not a curated record. Lineage: Eukaryota; Fungi; Ascomycota; Dothideomycetes; Pleosporales; Dothidotthiaceae. Gene Ontology annotation, biological process: transmembrane transport. Bases 362 to 2188 code for a protein of 608 amino acids.
CAUGCGCAAGUAGUCACCACACAACUCCAGCGAAUGACAAAAUCCCAACACUCUGCUUUUCCGACGAUAAGUGGGCCUGCGCCCUGCACCCUACACCGCACUAUUUAUGCGUUAUAACCGAUGGACAACCGUCAUGCGUUUGCAUAUUCCCCGCCCAAGCGAGUAACGCUCGACAUGCACCAGUUCGCCGCUUCAACGAUGGCUCGGAUAAGCAUGUAACUAACUAUAUAGACACGAGGUUUCCAGGUUCCUCUAAACUCUCUCACUCUUGCAUUCCAUCUUCAGUUCCCGUUUUCAAAAGUCUUCUUGUUUGUGACGUGAGCCGAGUCCCCCAAACGCCGACAAGCGAAACGCGGGGAAUAUGGAGUCUGCAGACGCGGAUUUAGAGAGGAGUUAUUCCCGGGAGCGACAACGGCUGGGGGCUGAUGGCCAGAAGAUUGUUACCUCGCCGGUUGCGGUUGUUCAUAGUGUUUCUUCGGAGAGUCGGAGAGGUCGUUCCGGAGAAGAAAACACUCAUGCGGCCCAAUUUGAAUCUCUUGGGAAAGAUGGGGAUAGCAAUUCAGAUUUGGGACGCGAAGAUGAUAAUGAAAAGAUAGUUACGGAAUCGCCUGCCUCCGUGUCGAGAACAGGGUCACCAACUGGUGUGCCCAGUCCAACGGAUGGGAUACCACCAAAGAGACGUACCAUUCGUUUCGAAGAUGGAGAUCCUGAGAACCCGAACAAUUGGCCCAGAAAGAAGAAGAUCUACGCCAUCUUCGUAGCAAUCAUAAGUGUCAUAAAUAGUACCAUGACUUCUGGUCUCGCAGCAGGAGCAGCAGGCCCUAUAUCCCGUCACUUCAACGAGACCAACGAGUACAAGCUCAUCUUGCCGACCUCCAUAUACCUUGUAGGCUACGUCUGUGGUCCCAUGGUAUGGGGUCCUCUGUCCGAAUCCUAUGGUCGCAAAGGCACUAUGAUCUACUCGUACGCGCUCUUCACGGUAUUCUCCAUCGCGUCUGCUGUCUCGCCCAACUUCUCCGCCUUGGUUGUCUUCAGACUGUUUGCCGGUAUUGGGGGGAGCUGUGCGAUCAGUGUUGUUGGAGGAAUAUGCGCAGACGUGUAUCAUAAUCCUAUUAGCCGGGGCAGGAGCAUGGCGAUCUUCAUGGCUGCAACUACAUUCGGUCCCAUUCUUGGGCCUCCCGUUUCGGGCUUCAUCUCGACUGUGUCGUGGAGCUGGGCUUUUUGGAUCGGGGCCAUCUUUGCAGGCGUGUCAUCGCCACUGAUUCUCUUGUUCCCUGAGACAUAUGGCCCGGCCAUCCUUAAACGUAGAGCUCAACGAUUGCGCAAGGAGACAGGGGAUGAGAGUAUCGUUGCGCCGAUCGAACUGGAGAAGACCGAUCUCAAUCACAUUGUCACUGUAGUGUUGACUAGGCCACUACGCAUGAUUUGCUUCGAGCCGCUGGUUUUGUUCACAUGUUUGUAUCUGAGCUAUGCAUACGCCAUCUUCUACAUCUACUUCCAAUCCUACCCCGUAAUCUUCACAGGCAUCUACCACUUCAACGCCGGCGAGCAAGGCCUAGCCUUCCUGCCCAUCGGCCUCGGCGCCCUCAUCUCAGCCGGCAUCUACCUAACCUGGGACGCGAUCCUAGGGCGCGCACAAAAAGCCCACAAGCCAUGGGCCAAGAACGAAGAAAUGCGCCGCUUACCACUGGCAUGUAUCGCGGGUCCCUUCUUCGUCAUCUCCUCCUUCUGGCUCGGCUGGACGGCGCGCGAGAACAUCCACUGGAUCGUGCCUGUCCUCGCUGGCGUGCUCUUCGGUAUGGGCUAUCUGUGUUUGUUCAUGGCGCUGCUGAAUUACCUCGUCGAUGCGUAUGAGAUCUUCGCCGCGAGUGCUAUGGCGGCGGCGUCGUUGUCGCGCAGUAGCUUUGGGGCUGUGUUGCCGUUUGCGGCGAGGCCUAUGUAUAGAGCGCUUGGGGUUGCGUGGGCGACUAGUUUGCUGGGUUUCUUUAGUUUGGCGCUGUGUGUGGUGCCGUUUGCGUUUUUUAGGUGGGGUGGGAAAAUGCGCGAGAAGAGUAAGUUUUGCCAGCACCUUAGGGCGAAGAAGAUGGAGGAGAAAGCGGAGAGGGACGCGGAGAGGGAGGCAGAGGGGAGAAGUAGUGGGGGAUUACAAGGCAUGGUUCAGGCUGAUGGUGGGAAGGAACAGGUUUGAACUCCUGUUUGAAACGACAUGUAUUUUGCAUUCCUGGCGCUGUGGAUAUAUUUGUUAGGUUAGCAGAUGGUCAUGUAGAG